This is a messenger RNA of Boeremia exigua, 1698 nucleotides long. RefSeq lists its product as uncharacterized. The transcript has a single exon. The record is from RefSeq and is a predicted model, not a curated record. Gene Ontology annotation, molecular function: RNA polymerase II cis-regulatory region sequence-specific DNA binding; DNA-binding transcription factor activity, RNA polymerase II-specific. Gene Ontology annotation, biological process: regulation of transcription by RNA polymerase II. The coding region runs from base 228 to 1592 and encodes 454 amino acids. NCBI's taxonomy places the organism in Eukaryota, Fungi, Ascomycota, Dothideomycetes, Pleosporales, Didymellaceae.
GUUAGUGAGAAGUUCCCGCAUUUCCGCCGCCGUAUGAUCUCGGUCUCGCUACCCUGGACCCUGAUUCAUAAAUCCGCUCGAACUCCCAUCUUCUUAUCAAAGCAAUCAUCUACAGAGACCACAAGAUUUCAUCGACCUCUCUCUCAACAACAGUCUCGCACUACAAGUAUGAUAUCUUGCUUCGUCGGCACGGGGUUUGACUGACAAAGUAUAGCCUCUGAAGCACCAUGAUGAACUCCGGAACUGGAAGAUACCGUCGGGGAGUAUCGCGCGAUACACCACAAAUGUCUCCAGGAUUUGGUCCAUAUACAGGAUUCUUGACCCCUCCCUCGCCUUACAGCGGGCUAGACGAGCGAAGGGGCUCUAUCGUGUCGCUGUCAGCUUCUGAGUAUUCGGUACCUACGCCCACCUCGGAACGAAGUCCGUUCUCGGAGGCGAGCUGGCAUGUCAGCCCGUUCAGUAACUUCCAACCAAUGUCGGGACUCCGCCAUGCCCUGCCGUUAGGGACUGUGGGAAUCCCGAUGAAGACGUCAAGCACGGAAUCCUUCUGUAACGACUGGGCUAUGCCUUCCAGCAGCAUCGAAAUGCCUCUCCGGAUGCAGGAUACCAUCUCCUCGGAUGCGGGGUAUCUCCCGUCUCAAAUGAGCUCCUUCUCUGGGUCCGACAGUCUUACACCACCGUCGUCCAGCGCCAACUGGAGUUUCUCCACUGCUCCUGACCAUGCUGAGCUGGACUAUGGGAUGACUGGACAGCAGUCGUUCUGGCAAACACAGGUACCAAGCCCUCACGCAAUGGUGGGUCAGACUAUCGCUCCGGCCGACGCCUUGGUCGGUGACGAAGACUACGGCUUCGUCGAGGACAACGACCGAAGCCCAUUCAUGGAGACAGAAGUUUUUGACAACGCGCCAAUGUCGUUUGCAGCAUCUCCCCAUGACAACGCGCCCAUGACACUCCCUCCUUCGCCACAGGAGGUCCAAGUCAAGCAAGAGCUUGAGUCCUCCGAGACAGAGGAGAAGUUCACGCGGUCAAUCUACGUUUCGCCCAAGGGUGGUAAGACUGUCAAGAAGGAGCGCCAGCGUAAUGGCAUCACUAAGAGGCGAAACUCAAAGUCCAAGUCCCAGCUUGUCUUCAGCCGUUCGCAUGACGGCCACAUCGACGUCGAAGGGUACGAGCUCAACCCUCACACUGGCAAGCGGGAGCCUAUCGGUGGCCCCACCGUCGAGUGGAAAUAUUGCGAGUAUGCCGAUUGUACCAGCAGGUUCAAGAGGCCAGAACAUCUCAAGCGACACCAACGGAUCCAUCUCGGUGUCAAGGAGCAUGAGUGCAGAGUCGACAACUGCACCAAGGUCUUCGACCGUCGCGACAACUACUGGCAGCACGGGACUACACACAUCCGUAUUCCUGGUAAGAAGGAUGGCCGCAACCCCAGAUUGCCCUUUGUGGAGAUGAUCAAGUACGCCGAUGACGCGAAGCAUAUUGAGUUCCUCGAGAAAGCCUACAAGAAAGCAUGCGGAGACGAGUACUCCCUGGACAGUGACAGCGACAGGGCGCACGUCACUCGCAAGGAGCGCAAGAUCCGCAGCCGCCUUUGAGAGGCCGUGGCAAAUCACCUCAGGGCUGAUUGUCAGUCCUUUGCUUCGCAAGUGACUGAUCGUCCCGGCCGCUGUUGUACAAAAUCCCAUCAUUUCGGUUUGUCGG